AUGGAAGAACGAGCAUUUGUCGCACUGCUGGUCAUUUCCUCACUUAUAGUAUUAGCAGAAAAUACUGAUCACAAGAAUGCCAUUGAAAUCUACAGCCUGCAUGUGGAAUCUACGGUUACAUCUCGAUUUGCUCAUACAGUUAUCACCAGCAGACUUGUCAACAAGGUUAAUGAAUCCCAGGAGGCUGUUUUUGAAGUGGAAUUACCUAAGACAGCUUUCAUCACUAACUUCAGCAUGUCAAUUGAUGGAGAAACAUAUCCAGGAACAAUAAAGGAGAAAGCAUCUGCACAAGAGCAAUAUGACAUUGCGGUUUCACAUGGUCAAAGUGCCGGCCUUGUCAAAACCACUGGAAGGAAACUAGAGCAGUUUCAUGUUUCAGUCAACGUUGCAUCAGACAGUAAGGUUACCUUUGAGCUGAUAUAUGAGGAGUUGUUGAAGCGACAGCUGGGGAGGUAUGAAUUGUUAUUUAAGGUCAGACCCAAGCAGCUUGUUAAACACUUUCAGAUUGAUGUCCACAUCUUUGAACCCCAGGGUAUAAACUUCCUGGAAACUGACAGCACCUUUAUGACAAAUGAGUUAACUGAAGCUCUUACAAAGGUGCAGAAUGAGACCAAGGCUCAUAUUUUAUUUAAACCAACAAUAGUUCAACAAAAGAAGAGUCCUGAACUUGAGGAAACUCUCCUAGACGGAGACUUUAUCAUACGUUACGAUGUUAAAAGGAGUGUCAGUGCAGGAGAUAUACAGAUCGUAAAUGGGUAUUUCGUGCAUUACUUUGCACCUAGUGAAAUGCCAACAUUUCCCAAAAAUGUCAUCUUUGUUGUAGAUCAAAGUGGCUCUAUGUCAGGCAGAAAAAUUGAACAGACAAGAGAUGCCCUCCUGAAGAUUUUGGAAGACCUCAGACCUGAAGAUCAUUUUAGUUUAAUAACCUUUAAUAGCCUGGUUACUGAAUGGAAGAAUACUUUGUUACAAGCAACUGGACAAAAUGUGGAAAGUGCUAAAAGAUAUAUUAAAACUGUUAUGGCUCGUGGAGGAACAGAUAUCAACAAUGCCCUACUGACUGCAGCAAAUACACUGGAUAAGGCCAACUAUGCUGAAAUAUUGCAAGCACACAGCAUUUCCAUGAUAAUUUUGCUGACAGAUGGUCAACCCACUGUUGGUGUUCAAGAUGUUGAAAUAAUUCAACAAAAUAUACAGAAGGCUAUCAAAGGAAAAUAUGUCCUCUAUUGCCUUGGCUUUGGUUUUGAUGUCAGUUACAAGUUCCUUGAGAAGAUGGCCCUAGAUAAUGGAGGAAUAGCUCGUCGUAUAUACGAGGACUCUGAUUCAGAUUUGCAGCUCCAGAGCUUUUAUCAAGAAGUGGCUACUCCCAUAUUAAAGGAUAUUGAAAUACAGUAUCCAGAAAAUUCCAUCCUGGAAUUAACUCAGAACAGUUUCAAACUGUUUUUUGAUGGUUCUGAAAUUGUGGUAGCUGGAAGAAUUGACAAUGAACUUGACGUUUUGCCAGUGGAAAUUCAAGCUCAGUCACAUACUAGUAACCUGAUUUUUAAGGAGGAAGCAAAUGUAAGAGAAAAGGAGAAAGUAUUUCAACAUCAGAAGUACAUUUUUGGAAAUUUCAUUGAGAGAUUGUGGGCUUACUUAACCAUUCAACAGCUGCUAGAAAAAUCUAUUUCAGCUCAAGAGGAACAGCAGAAAAACAUGCAGGUGGCCCGAGCUUUGGAGCUAUCUAUGAAGUACAGUUUUGUUACACCUCUCACUUCCAUGGUGGUCACCAAACCUGAUGAUCAACAGAAACUCCAGCUGGCAAACAAACCAGUUGAAUCUGAUAAUGAGAAGUCAAGAUUUACUGGAUUUUCAGGUAACAAACUCUCAAAAAGCCAUAUAACGAAAGCCUUAAGUUUCAGAAGGCCUCAUGAUGAGAGUAUGUAUUACAUUCAAAGAGUACCGAAAACUGGUCAAAGAGUUAUACUGUUAGACAUGACAGAACAAUCACCAGACAUUUUCAGGACUGUUCAAACAACACCACAGCUUCUUACCAACGAAUAUCCACAUUUCCUCUUUCAACUGCCCAGACAAAAUGAUGUCAUUUGUUUAAAUAUUGAUGGUCAGCCGCAAGCUUACAUUAACCUAAUAUCAGAUCCUGCCAAAGGAAUCUCUGUCACUGGUAAGCUUGGGAGAAAUAGAAAUCACUUUGUGCUGUUUGAAAUUACCAACCUGGAUCCUCAUGUGCAACUCCAUGUAUCAAAGGAAGGCACUGUGCUGAGCUAUGGCGGUCAUACCACCAAACUCCCAUGGAAAAAGUCUGCUUCCUCUACAAUCCAGGGGCUGAAGAUUGCUGUUGAAAAGGAAAGAAGUCUUACAAUGUCAGCAUCUGACAACAUCACAAUAAAAAUUGCUUUUGUAAAGUCUCCAAAUCGUUUCCUUGGAUUAUAUUUCAUGGACACUGACCAUUUUUCUGACAAAGCCAGUGGACUUCUUGGUCAGUUUUAUUUUGAUACACAUUUGGAAAGUAACCCUGGAGCAAGUCAGGGAGAGGAUGAAAGAGUUCUCAGUGUUCAUGGACAAAAGCAUAGAGUUACCAGAAAAUACAAGAAAGAUUACAGGCUAGAGUCAGCCACUGGUACUAUUUCCUGCUGGUCAUUACGUAUAACUCCCUAA
This is a messenger RNA of Emys orbicularis (European pond turtle), 2652 nucleotides long. Its product is annotated as inter-alpha-trypsin inhibitor heavy chain H4-like. The record is from RefSeq and is a predicted model, not a curated record. The transcript has 23 exons. Gene Ontology annotation, molecular function: serine-type endopeptidase inhibitor activity. Bases 1 to 2652 code for a protein of 883 amino acids. Gene Ontology annotation, biological process: hyaluronan metabolic process. NCBI's taxonomy places the organism in Eukaryota, Metazoa, Chordata, Testudines, Emydidae.